AUGUCUUUAAUCGAAAAUUAUAAUUUUGCUCAAUAUGAGCUUGAACAUUUUAUGUAUAAUACUGAACAUAAAUCACAGCCACUUGCCUCUAUCACAUCUAGUAUUAACAAUAGUGAAGAUACAGCAACUUCCUUUAAAAAAAGAUAUAGCAAGCUUUUUUUAGAAGGGCUAUUUGAGGAAAAUAAAAGAAAAACAUGGUUAUACAAAAAUAAUGAUUCCAAUACAACAAAUCUUUGGUGUCAUCUUGAACAUUACCAUCCAGACAGUGAUUCAAGAUCAAAAGAAGAACCAUUUGAAUUUAUACAAUUAGCUUUUAAAAAGUUACUUAAUAAAUAG
This is a messenger RNA of Cetraspora pellucida, 336 nucleotides long. The record is from the annotation of a GenBank genome assembly. NCBI's taxonomy places the organism in Eukaryota, Fungi, Glomeromycota, Glomeromycetes, Diversisporales, Gigasporaceae.